This is a messenger RNA of Brassica napus (rape), 1919 nucleotides long. Its product is annotated as nuclear transport factor 2. Gene Ontology annotation, molecular function: mRNA binding. Lineage: Eukaryota; Viridiplantae; Streptophyta; Magnoliopsida; Brassicales; Brassicaceae. The transcript has 10 exons. The record is from RefSeq and is a predicted model, not a curated record. The coding region runs from base 232 to 1659 and encodes 475 amino acids. Gene Ontology annotation, cellular component: ribonucleoprotein complex; cytosol.
AGUCGAAGGAACCAAAAAGCCGUCAACGUAAAUCCCUCUGCCUAUAUAAACACACUAAAAGCCCACUUCUCUCCCCCGUUCACCUUUUCGCUUUCACUAAGUACACUUGGCCCCCCUCGAGAUCAAACCCUAGAUAGGACCCGCACAUUUGCUCUCAGGAGGCCUUGGGGACCAAAUCGGAGCUCCAAACUUCGCUCUCACUCUCUCUAAUUUCAGGUUAUAGCUAUUACCAUGGAUCCUGCUGCUGUUGCUCCUGUUGUUGACCCACCCGUUGUUGGGAGAGCAUUUGUGAUGCAGUACUACGAGAUUCUGCAUAAGCAUCCUCAGCAUCUGCACCGCUUCUAUCAUGAGAUCAGUAAGGUUGGUCGUGUGGGACAGGACGGUGUCAUGCGUGACUUUUACACCUUGGAUGGUAUACGUGAGGAGCUUGACACACUGUCUUUUGGAAAUUUCGUAUCCGCUAAGAUAACCAGUUAUCAUACCCAAGAGUCUCACAACGGGGGUUUUGUCGUUUUGGUCACUGGCUGGUUCACUCUAAAAGAUGCGCUUAAAAGGAAAUUCACACAGACCUUUUUUCUUGCUCCCCAAGAAAAUGGGUACUUUGUUCUGAAUGACAUCCUCAGAUUUGACAAUGGACCCGAGGCCCUUGAUGGGGAUGGCUCUCUAACACCCUGUCCUGUUGCUGCUCCUACCGGAGGCACUCAGGGUUCUGAGCAAGCUGCAUUUGCUUCGGUGGAUUCUGUUUGUAAGGAAGUGUCUAAGCCCUUGAAUAGCAACAAUGCUUCAGUUGCUAAGGAGAGUAUUGUGGUACCUGACUCUGUCAAUGAAGAAGUUCCGCAUACUGAGAAAAAUUACAAAGAAGUUGCAGGUGACCCCAUGAAAGUUUCUGACCCAGAUAAUGAACAAGGAAAUGUUUCCAAGAAGAAAUCUUAUGCCUCCGUGGUUGCAAAGGAUAAAUCUGGAGUCUUAGCUGGCUCGUCACUGUCUCCAAAGCAGACACCUAAAGACCAGGAACAUCAAGUGACUUCAGAUGUUUCUACAGAGCAGAAAGUCCAAGAUCAAGGCCAUCAAGUGUCUUCAGAUCUUUCUCCAGUCGAAAAAUAUGAUGCAGUUUUUGAGGCUGUUGACGAUACAGAAUAUGGUCAUAAUCAGGGGUUUGACGCAGUAGCUGAGGGCACAUCUAUCUAUGUGAAACAUCUUCCUGGAAAUGCCACCAUUGACAUGCUUGAGACUGAAUUCAAGAAAUUUGGAGCUAUUGGCAAUGGUGGCGUUCAAGUUGUAAGCCAAAAGGGCUUUGGUUAUCCUUUCGGGUUUGUUGAGUUCAAAGACGCAGAUGCCGCCCAGAAAGCAAUAGAGGCUUCACCUCUGAUGAUCGGUGGACAAAAAGCUUUCGUGGAAGAGAAGCGAUCUACAGCAAGAGGUAGCAGGGGAAGGGGAUAUGGAAAUAGGAAUAUGGAAGGAAGUGGUGGAAAUGAAUACGGAAACAGAGAUGUGACAGGAGAUGGCGGAAACGGAUAUGGAAUAAGGAAUGAGGGAGGAAGGGGUGGAGGAGGACGUUAUGGACAUGGGAACUAUUACAAUAGGGGAAGAAGAGGAGGAGGAAGGUCUUUUAAUCGCAGAGGCGGCUAUGAAUACGUCGCCAGCAACAACUCUUACUAAACCGGAUUGGGCUUUUGUGGAGGGGGUAACAGGAUGAUCUAAUGAUAACCGAUUUUUGCAACGGAGACUAUACACGUCUCUUGUUGGCCUGAUAGUUGUUUCUCUCAGGUAUUAUAAUAUUAGGAGGCAAAAGAAAAAAUAAACAAUGAUUUGUCAGGAGGGUAUUAGUGUAAGAAAAAGUUUAUAAUUCGACCAUCUAUUGGGGAUUAUGUGUUGUUCUAACUAGUACUAAUGAAUGAAUGAAUGUUAUAUAAGCUUUA